UGCCAAAGUGUCAGGUGUCAGUCAGUCAGUCAUUCUAUGUCACAGUAGUAGUCGUGCUCCGUUUUUCUUAAUAAAAAAAAGAAAAUUAUUACAAGUGUUUUUUCAUUAAAAAAAAAAAUAAAAACUAAAAGUCCAACAGAGAAUUUAUUAUUAUAAAAUAAACCAUUAAAUAAUUAAAAUCAGAUUAAUUCUCCGUUUAGACGAUAAAAGCUAAAAGAAAUAUCUUUGUUUUUCUAGUUUUUCUUGUGAAACCUCUUUAUUAAAAGCAAAAAAAUAAUAAUGUCCGAGAAGAAAGCCUAUCCGGUCGGUCCACAUCCACCAACGGGUUUUGUUCCCGCUCAAGCUCAACCAACAACUUAUGGCGUUGCAGGAGCUCCGCCCUAUGGAGUGUUUCCUAAUCAACCCCAACUUUACGCAACGCAGGGGCCUCCUCCGCCUACAUAUGAUCAAACUCUUACACAUCCGAUGAUGUAUCAGCCAAUGUAUGGACAGGGUUAUCCAGGAGGUUAUCUAACUGGCUAUCCAACUGCUUACGGUCCAUUGCAGUAUUAUCCGCCAUUGGCUGCAGCUGCUGCUUAUUAUCCCGCCGCUGCCAUGCAACCUGCUCCAGUCAGGUCCACUCUCAUGGUACCUAAUGGUUUCGAAGGAAUCUCGCAGCAAGUUUUACCUCCACCACCGCCAGGAGUCGCUGCAAAUGCAGCACAAUUAGCGGCAAUGGCAAGCCACAGUGUCGCCCUCUCGCAAAAGAAGGGCUCGUUUCUUGGAGGGGGAACAGAUGGUGGUUAUACCUUUUGGUAAAUAAAUUGUUCGUCUUUUUUUUGCGGUGUCACAUAAUACACACACACAGACACAAAUAUUGUAGAACGAGACAUAAACGCAAAAAAAAAUAAUUAAACAAAAAAAAACAACAACAACAACAAAAACAAGGAAGAAAAGAAGAAGAGGAAGAAGAAGAGGAGGAAGAAAAAAAAAGCAAGUUAAAGUUGAUCAACCAGGCAUUGUUGUUGAGAUCCGUGUAGGCAAAUUUCAAGAAAAAAAAGCAAAAAAAAAAAAAAAAAAAUUACUGUCUUUUUAGAAGUUUAUAUUUUCAAUUUUUGUCAGGCGCAAUCUUUCUCAAAUCGCGCGUCUGAGUGUAUGGACCGUCCGACGAUUUAAAAAAAAAACCCGCUUGUCACUUUUUUUUUUGUUUAACAUUGAAAAAAAAUAUCGCGCAAGUAAAAAAAAAUUAUCCCCCUCCCCUCUUAGGAAGUUGAAAUUUCUCAAAACUGCAGAUUCUGCAGAGCGGACGAUCUGUACAUUUUUGAGUUUAUUUUUAAAGAAGUUUUGAUUUUUUUUUAAAAAGCGAAAUACUAAUGCGCUAUAUUCAGUAUUAAAUUGAAAUAAAAUUCGAGAAAUGCCAAUGCGAAUGUUUAACAAAUGAAAUAAAAAAAAAAUGGGCGAUUUCUCUGUAACGGAAAUUUAAAAAAAAUGGAGAGAAGUGGGGGGUCGGUAAGGUAGGAAAAAAUGAAUACGUUCCAUGGAAAUCGCGGGCAUUGCAAAUCGUGUCGUAAUUUUUGUUGAAAUGAGGGAAUGUGAGUGAACUUUGAAGUUGAAUGAAUGUGUGGAGUGUGAGUGUGUUUAAAAAAAUAGCAAAAAAAAAAAAAUGCUCGCAAAAUGUUAUUGUUUUUAAAAGUUAACAAAAAAAAAUUAUGGAGUGAAUUCGCCUGCAGGGAUCGAUUAAAUCGAUGUGUGUUCGAAGCCUGUUUUUUUAGGGAGAGAGAGAGA
Messenger RNA from Leptopilina heterotoma, 1764 nucleotides. RefSeq names its product DAZ-associated protein 2-like. Bases 280 to 798 code for a protein of 172 amino acids. The record is from RefSeq and is a predicted model, not a curated record. The transcript is spliced from 5 exons. NCBI's taxonomy places the organism in Eukaryota, Metazoa, Arthropoda, Insecta, Hymenoptera, Figitidae.